UCCAGCAAACUCUCUCUCUCUCUCUCUUCACUCAAGCUUCGUUAAAUUCGGCAAAUCUUUCUCGACAAGAAAAGAGAGAGAAAAAGUGAGCUGUGUGAUCUUCCCUAUGGCUCAGGAGAGACCUGACGAAGAGAAACCUGAGACUUGCGAAGUUCGAGUCCAAGAUCGGAUCCAUGGAGGAGCUUCUCCGGUUCAAUCUCCGACCCGUCUCGGCCCAACUCGGUUUUCUGAAGUAGCUGGAGAAAAGAUUCGGAAUAGUGGGUCGGAAUUUGUCGGGUCGAUUUGGUCUUGGAUCAACGGAGAUUCGAACCGGAAUCCGAAAAAUCCGGUUAAGCGAGGAAAACGGAAGAGAAUUCGAACGGCGAAAACCGCCGUGGGAGUAAUCGCACUUGUGGGUUUCUUCAUUUUUGUCAAUUGGUUUAUGCUCUCUCAGCUCCAUGAAGGUCGGGCUUGGCUUCGUAGAGGAUUCUCUAAAAACCGGAAUCCAAAACCGAACCCGAAACUAAACUUGGAUCCGAAUCCGAAUCUGAGUCCGGGUGUGAAACGUGCUUCUGUUAGAGUGUCGGCGUCUGUACAGCAUGGAGAGAAGAAAAAGAUGGGAAAACCAAAGAAGAAAUAUAACGGAACUUAUGGUAGAAUGUUGGCUUUGGCUGCUCAUGCUUUGGCUGAGGGGCAAAACAAACUUGAGCCGAAAGAGUUGUGGCGAGAACCAAAGGACCAAGCUUUGGCUUGGAAGCCUUGUGCUGAUCAACGUUCUUGGAAACCAAACGAUGGGAAAAAUGGAUAUAUAAUGGUAACUGCAAAUGGUGGGAUCAAUCAACAGAGAGUUGCUGUUUGUAACAUUGUUGUUAUCGCUCGGUUACUCAAUGCAACACUCGUUGUUCCCAAAUUUAUGUUCAGCGAUGUCUGGACCGAUGCAAGUCAGUUUGGAGAUAUCUAUCAAGUGGAACAUUUUAUAAAGUAUCUAUCUCCGGAUAUUCGAAUAGUAAAGAAACUACCAAAGGAGCUUCAGUCUCUAGACCUUGAAGCCAUUAGCAGCGUUGUUACGGAUAUGGACGUAAUGAAAGAAGCCAAGCCAGGGUUUUAUAUGAAACAUAUUCUCCCUCUUCUACUCAAGAACAGAGUAGUCCAUUUCUUCGGAUUCGGAAACCGCUUGGCCUUUGAUCCAAUACCGUUUCAGUUACAGAGACUGCGUUGUAGAUGUAACUUUCACGCGCUAAGCUUCGUUCCAAAGAUACAAGAAACGGGUGCGAUUCUCGUGAGGAGAUUACGAGAUAGCGGAUCACACCUUGCACCGGUGGAUCCGUAUCUCGUUGGUCCAAAGUUUGCAUCUUUCAUAUUAGACAAGAAGGCUGGUCCUCUCCAUAAGGCUUCAAAGUAUCUAGCAGUCCAUCUCAGGUUCGAGAUCGAUAUGGUGGCUCAUUCUCUUUGCUAUUUUGGAGGCGGCGAUGCGGAGAAGAGAGAGCUUGAUGCUUACCGGGAAAAGCAUUUCCCAACACUGGCAAAUCUAACAAAGACGAAAACAAUGCCAUCGCCGGAAGAUUUGAGGACGGAAGGGCUUUGCCCAUUAUCACCUGAAGAAGCCGUGCUUAUGCUCGCGGGUCUUGGUUUCAACCGCAAGACACGCGUUUUCGUGGCUGGUGCGAAUAUUUACGGUGGGACGAAACGUUUAGCCGCUUUAACUAGUCUUUACCCAAAUCUCGUCACCAAAGAGAAUGUACUCUCUGAAACCGAGCUUGAGCCUUUCAAGAACCACUCAUCUCAGCUAGCGGUUCUUGAUUUCAUAGCGUGCGCUGCAUCAGACGCGUUUGCGAUGACGGAUUCAGGGAGUCAACUGUCGUCUCUGGUUUCUGGUUACAGGAUUUAUUACGGAACAGGGAAGAUGCCGACGAUUAGACCGAACAAAAGGAGAUUCUCGGACAUAUUGUUGAAGAACAAUACGAUAGAGUGGAAAGUGUUCGAGCAGAGAGUGAGAAAAAACGUUAGGCAAACCAAACAUGUAUUGGUUAGACCAACGGGACGCAGCGUUUACCGUUACCCAAGAUGUAAAGAAUGUAUGUGUUAUGAAGAUUGAUUCUUUGUUCAAACAUUGCGGUUCGGUUCGGUUCAUUUUUUUUUUCUUUAAACGGUGUAUCAUAGAUUCUACGGUAUUUAUAGCGGCUACACAUUCGAGUUUAU
Messenger RNA from Eutrema salsugineum, 2178 nucleotides. RefSeq names its product O-fucosyltransferase 15. Bases 107 to 2074 code for a protein of 655 amino acids. The transcript has 10 exons. The record is from RefSeq and is a predicted model, not a curated record. NCBI's taxonomy places the organism in Eukaryota, Viridiplantae, Streptophyta, Magnoliopsida, Brassicales, Brassicaceae.